AGAUACCUAUCGCACACCGUACAAACACGAGUGCUCAACCCCGCCUUCCUUCCCAUGCUUCUCCGCACUCUUCGUGCAACUCUUUUCCCUCAGAACGGACUAGCCCCAGCACGGCAGCCACCUUCGGAGGAAGAGGCGAAGGCAAUCAAGCGGCGUUGCGCCGCCACGCUGCUAGGCUUACUGCCAACAACGGUGGCGUCUGCAUUUUUUGCGAACCAAAAUCAAGUAGACCACCUUCGGCAGGUGGAAGCGCUGCUGGACUGCCUCGACGACACUUACCUCAACAAACAUCUCAUUUUCGCGAUCGUGGAGCUGGUAGUACUGCGGUUGGUGCCGGAACUAGGAGAUGGAGGGGUACAGGCUCUCCUCGAAGAGAGGUUGGGGUAG
Messenger RNA from Paraphaeosphaeria sporulosa, 387 nucleotides. RefSeq lists its product as uncharacterized. The annotation marks the transcript as partial. The record is from RefSeq and is a predicted model, not a curated record. The transcript has a single exon. NCBI's taxonomy places the organism in Eukaryota, Fungi, Ascomycota, Dothideomycetes, Pleosporales, Didymosphaeriaceae.